Rhea pennata is the source of this 528-nucleotide messenger RNA. RefSeq names its product barttin CLCNK type accessory subunit beta (gene BSND). Gene Ontology annotation, molecular function: chloride channel regulator activity. Bases 1 to 528 code for a protein of 175 amino acids. Gene Ontology annotation, biological process: chloride transport. The transcript is spliced from 4 exons. Gene Ontology annotation, cellular component: basolateral plasma membrane; plasma membrane. Lineage: Eukaryota; Metazoa; Chordata; Aves; Rheiformes; Rheidae. The record is from RefSeq and is a predicted model, not a curated record.
AUGGCCGGGGACGAGAAGACCUUCCGCUACGCCUUCAUCGUGCUCGGCUUCUUCCUGGUGAUGACGGGGCUGUUCAUCAUGAGCGUGGAGAAGCCCCAGGUUUACAUCACCUUCUGCACCGUGGGCGUCCUGCUCGUGGCCGUGGGCGUCGCCUGGAGCAUGUGCCAGUGCUACCCGAGGGUCACCUUCGUCCCCGCGGACUCGGAGACGGAGCAGUUCCUGGCUCCCGGGCCCGCCGCGCCGCCGGGGGAGAAGCCGGGGAAGCCGCGCCCGCAGGCCCCCGGCGCCGACGAGAAAAACCUGCCGACGUACGAGCAGGUCCGCGGCCGCCCCCCGGCCCGCGGCCAGCUGCACCCGGAGGCGCCCGCGGCCCCCCGGGACCCGGCGGCCGCCGGCAGCGGCCCCGCCGCGCCGCCGGCCGCCCUCCCGGAGGAGCCGGGCGCGCAGGACGACCUCUACUACGGCCUGCAGGACGGCUCGGACCCGCUGCUGGCCGGCAGCGAGCUCCUCUUCGAGCCCGAGGACUAG